AUGCGCGAGGAAUGGAGAACUCUGGUCGAGAGGAAACGUGCCGAGGGAGCCAAAGCCAUUCCGAAAGAAUGGCGGCUGUCUCCAAGCAUCCUUGAAUCUGUCAAUGCCGAUGCCGAUAUCAGCGUCCUUGACGUGCCUGGAAAGUGUGGGAUUCUAACACCAAAGGAGCUCGAGAUCACCGAAACCUAUGACGCUGUUGAUUUGACAACCAAGAUUGCUGCGAAAGAGCUUUCUGCUGUUGAGGUCACUGAAGCAUUCUGCAAAAGAGCUGCUAUCGCCCAUCAAGUGACGAACUGCUUGACAGAGAUUUUCUUCGAUAAGGCACUCGAAAGAGCCAAAUAUCUCGAUGAAUAUCUGGAGAGAGAAGGUAAGCCCAUGGGCCCGUUGCAUGGAAUGCCAAUAAGUUUGAAGGAUUCCUUCAACUUGAAGGGUACAUAUUCGACCAUCGGCUACGUCUCGUUCAUCAAACGACCGGCAGCGGACUUCAACUCACCUUUGGUUGACAUUCUUCUUCAAAAUGGCGCCGUUCUUUAUGUCAAGACUAAUCUUCCGCAAACAUUAAUGACGGCCGAUUCCGAAAACAAUGUCUUUGGCCGCGUCUUGAAUCCUCAUAAGCUCAAACUCACUGCUGGGGGUAGCAGUGGUGGGGAAGGGGCCCUAGUCUGUAUGAGAGGCUCACUUCUGGGUGUCGGGACAGACAUUGGAGGAUCGAUCCGAAUACCUGCCUUUUGCUGUGGAACAUAUGGCUUCAAGCCGUCUGUUGAUCGCAUUCCUUUUGGUGGCCAAACAAAUCCGGUGCUGGAUGGCUGGACAGGCAUAAUGCCAGUAGCAGGGCCUUUGGCCACGAGCCCCCGCGACUUGCGUCUGUUUCUCGAAACCGUCAUCAACUCAAAGCCUUGGGACUUUGACUGCACGGCCCUCGCUAUGCCAUGGCAUCCUGUUGAAGAGAAAAAGAGUCUGACUAUUGGUGUCAUCCUCGAGUGUCCCACUUGGCCGGUCCAACCACCAAUCCUGCGAGCAUUGAAGACGGCAACGGAAAAACUGAGGCAAGCCGGGCACAGCAUCGUAAUGCUCGAGAAAUUUCCAUCCUUCAAAGAAGCCAAUCAUCUGUCCUUCAAAAUGUUUGAUAUCGACAAUGAGCGCACCGGAUUCAAGCACAUUGAAGCCUCAGGAGAGCCACUGGUCACCUCCGUCAAGGACAUGUAUACACCGCCUCCUGGAGGCCGUCCCGACAAGUCUCUGGGUGAUUUGUUCGACAUGAAUGAGCAGCGGCUCAAAUUCCGAUCUGACUGGUUGAAGCUCUUUGUAGAGAACAAGUUGGAUGUUAUUGUAGCACCAGGCUCGCAUAAGACUGCUGUACCCCAUGACACUUUCAGAAUGCCACCGUAUACAGUCAUGUGGAAUCUCCUGGCGUAUCCUGCCUGCAUCAUCCCAUAUCUCAAAGCGGACAAAAAUCUGGACCUUCCCGACCACCGAAUUCCAGAUUAUCUACCGGAAGCAGUUGAUAAGGCGCCUUGUCACAUUCAGGUCAUCGCCAGAUCUGAGCACGACGAAGAGCUAAUGUCUGCCGUGGAGCUGAUAUCGAGGGCUCUGGGCGAUCCUUGA
This is a messenger RNA of Fonsecaea multimorphosa CBS 102226, 1605 nucleotides long. RefSeq lists its product as uncharacterized. The transcript is spliced from 6 exons. Lineage: Eukaryota; Fungi; Ascomycota; Eurotiomycetes; Chaetothyriales; Herpotrichiellaceae. The coding region runs from base 1 to 1605 and encodes 534 amino acids. The record is from RefSeq and is a predicted model, not a curated record.